Molecule: messenger RNA, 1889 nt
Organism: Mesocricetus auratus (golden hamster)
Lineage: Eukaryota; Metazoa; Chordata; Mammalia; Rodentia; Cricetidae
Gene: Mfng
Product: MFNG O-fucosylpeptide 3-beta-N-acetylglucosaminyltransferase
Exons: 8
Coding region: 219-1184 (321 amino acids)
Biological process (GO): regulation of Notch signaling pathway; pattern specification process
Cellular component (GO): Golgi membrane
Molecular function (GO): O-fucosylpeptide 3-beta-N-acetylglucosaminyltransferase activity
Source: RefSeq, a predicted model, not a curated record
GGAGCAGGUGGCGGGCUGGUGGCCUCUGCCGGCUGGUGCUGGCGAGACAGUGGAGGCUCAGCCUCUGGGUCUGGAGACCCGGCUUCCUCCUUUCCCAUCGGUGCCUGCCCCUCGAUGCCUGCCAGACUGUUGCCCGUCCCAGGGCCCCCGCCUGACCAGCCUCCCACCCCAGACUGACGGGGGAGUCGGGGGCUUCACUGUCUGGGGGCCUGGUACCAAUGCACUGCCGGGCCUUUCGGAGCCUGGCAGGAGCCCUCUUCACCCUCCUGUGCGUGGGACUCCUGUCUCUCCGAUACCACUCUAGCGUGUCCCUGCGGGUGGCGCAGGACACGCUCAGGCUGAGCCAGCCGAACCCAGGGUCCCUGGAGCUGCAGCUGGCCGACAUCUUCAUCGCAGUCAAGACUACCUGGGCCUUCCACCGCGCUCGCCUGGACCUGCUCCUUGACACGUGGGUCUCCAGGACCAGGCAACAGACAUUCAUCUUCACUGACAGCCCAGACGGAAACCUCCAGGAGAGACUGGGUUCCCACCUCGUGGUCACCAACUGUUCCGCAGAGCACAGCCAUCCUGCUCUGUCCUGCAAGAUGGCUGCAGAGUUCGAUGCCUUCUUGGCCAGUGGGCUCAGGUGGUUCUGCCACGUGGACGACGACAACUACGUGAACCCCAGGGCACUGCUCCAGCUGUUGAGAACAUUCCCGCAGGACCGCGACGUCUAUGUGGGCAAGCCCAGCCUGAACCGGCCCAUCCACGCCUCUGAGCUGCAAUCAAAAAACCGCACGAAGCUGGUACAGUUCUGGUUUGCCACAGGGGGUGCUGGCUUCUGCAUCAGCCGCCAGCUGGCUUUAAAGAUGGUGCCAUGGGCCAGCGGCUCCCACUUCGUGGACACUUCUGCUCUCAUCCGCCUCCCUGACGACUGUACCGUGGGCUACAUCAUUGAGUGCAAGCUGGGGGGUCGCCUGCAGCCCAGCCCCCUCUUCCAUUCACACUUGGAGACCCUGCAGCUGCUGGGGGCCGCCCAGCUUCUGGAGCAGGUCACCCUCAGCUACGGUGUCUUUGAGGGGAAACUGAACAUCAUCAAGCUACAGGGCCCCUUCUCCCACGAAGAGGACCCUUCCAGGUUUCGCUCCCUCCAUUGUCUCCUCUACCCGGACACACCCUGGUGUCCCCUGGCGGUGGCACCGUGAGCUCUGAACUGCUGCAGAGAUUGAUGGACACUUCUGCCUGCUCCCCCAUCCCCUAAGUGGUCCCGAGGGCUCCUGGGCGAGUGCCCAUGACAGAUGGUUCCUCGUAGGACCUCUGGGUGACAGGAAAGGCCGGGACCUGGACUGUGGCUGGUGUUGAACGUGUGUCAGGCCCAGGCACCUGGUCACACUGUAGAGACUGUGAGUUAGGGGGUGCUCAGGGUCCUUACUCUCCUGAGAGAGACGUGUGCCCUGACUGGGGGGUCUGACCUCUGGCUCUGGCCUCAGCCAUUCCUUGAAGACCAGCCCCAUCAGGACAAAACCAGGGUCUGUGACCUGCGGCUGCGGGACUGGUCUCAGUUGCUCCUGGCUCUCUGUACCUGACCAAUGGACCUGGACUUUGGGAGCUCAGCAAGGUCAGAUGGCUCAUGGUGGUUCCCUGUCAAUUGUGCCCUACCUUUGGUUCAUUGUCCCAGCCUUCUUUGCUGUGAGGAGUUACCAUAUAGCUCAGCGGGAACUGAGGAAAGCCAGUUGAGGCUUCUGGAGUAAGUUCCACAGCCAAAGACCCUUUCUUCCUGCUGUGAAUGUGGGUAUGAUGGCUGGAUCUGGGGAAGCUACUUUGCCACCAUGAGGGAAAGGCCCAGACAAUCAUUUAGAGCUGUUCUUUCUGACAUCUGAUCUGUGAGAAAUUAAACCUUUAUUUAAGUC